Messenger RNA from Necator americanus (New World hookworm), 1941 nucleotides. RefSeq lists its product as uncharacterized. Gene Ontology annotation, biological process: translational termination; ribosomal subunit export from nucleus; translational initiation. Gene Ontology annotation, molecular function: iron ion binding; ribosomal small subunit binding; ATP binding. The record is from RefSeq and is a predicted model, not a curated record. NCBI's taxonomy places the organism in Eukaryota, Metazoa, Nematoda, Chromadorea, Rhabditida, Ancylostomatidae. The coding region runs from base 1 to 1941 and encodes 646 amino acids. The transcript has 18 exons.
AUGUUUCGGGGAGGAAAACUUCCAAAAUGUGAUGUUGCUGAGUAUUUAGUUUUACAUCCUCACUUCCGUUAUGAUGCAAUUGUGCCGCAGGAUAAAUGUUGGUCUUCUCAGACGCGAAAAGGGCCAUUGCAAAAGAAUGAUGAAACUGACAAACCUCUUCGAAUAGCUAUUGUUGAGAAGGAUCGUUGCAAGCCGAAGAACUGCGGGUUGCUUUGCAAACGAUCAUGUCCGGUCAACAAAAUGGGAAAGCAGUGCAUUGUUGUCGAAGCAACAUCUACGAUUUGCGAGAUUUCCGAAGUUCUGUGUAUUGGAUGUGGUAUUUGUGUGAAGAAGUGCCCCUACGACGCUAUCAAAAUCAUCAAUUUACCGUCAAAUCUAGCUAACGAGACUACACAUCGCUACUCAGCUAAUUCAUUUAAGCUUCAUCGUUUACCAACUCCGAGGACGGGGGAGGUACUUGGUCUUGUAGGAACUAAUGGUAUUGGUAAAUCUACAGCUCUCAAAGUGUUGGCUGGAAAAUUGAAACCAAACUUGGGAAAAUACGAUGCCCCACCGGAUUGGCCUAGUAUUCUGCAAUAUUUCCGUGGAUCUGAGCUUCAGAACUACUUUACGAAAAUCCUCGAAGACAAUCUUAAGGCAGUUGUGAAACCGCAAUAUGUCGACCAAAUUCCAAGAGCAGCAAAGGGUACUGUAGAGUCGCUUCUAUCCAGAAAAGCUGACAAGGGUAAUCGAGAGCAGGUUCAGCGUGAUAUGGAACUUGAUGGACUGUUGCAACGUCAAAUUGAGCAGCUUUCUGGGGGAGAGUUACAACGAUUCGCGAUUGCUAUGUGCUGCAUUCAGAAAGCGGACGUCUAUAUGUUCGAUGAACCGUCUUCGUAUCUAGAUGUAAAGCAACGUCUACGAGCUGCUUCACUGAUUAGAGAUAUGGUAGCGGCGAGCACAUACGUAAUCGUGGUGGAACACGACCUUGCUGUUUUGGACUACCUCUCUGACUACAUAUGCUGUUUGUACGGUGUACCCGGUGUUUAUGGUGUAGUCACUUUGCCCUCCGGAGUGCGAGAAGGGAUCAACAUGUUUUUGGAUGGUUUUAUUCGAACAGAAAACAUGCGGUUCCGUGAUGAUAAACUGUGCUUCAAGGUGUCUGAGCAACUAGAUGAAGUGAUAAAGCGUACGGGUAACUUUAAGUAUCCAUCUCUCUCGAAGAACCUUGGUUCAUUCAAACUUAACGUGGAAGCAGGUGAUUUCUCAGACUCAGAAAUUAUUGUUAUGCUUGGAGAGAAUGGAACUGGAAAAACAACUAUGAUCAGGAUGUUGGCAGGAUCGCUGAAGCCAGAUGAAGAAGUGGAGAUGCCUAACAUGACUGUUUCUUACAAGCCACAGAAAAUUAGUCCUAAGUAUGAGAAUAUUGUUCGGCAUAUGCUCCACGAAAAAAUUCCCAACAUGUACAUGCAUCCACAAUUUAAGUCUGAUGUAAUGAAUCCACUUAUGAUGGAUCAGCUUAUGGACAGAGAGGUUCAAACCCUUUCUGGUGGUGAACUUCAACGUGUUGCUCUGGUGCUGUGUUUGGGAAAAACCGCUAGUGUAUAUCUCAUCGAUGAACCAUCCGCUUAUCUCGACUCAGAACAGCGUCUUCACGCGGCAAAAGUCAUCAAGAGAUUUAUUAUGCAUGCGAAGAAAACAGCAUUCGUUGUGGAGCACGAUUUCAUUAUGGCUACAUACCUCGCUGAUCGUGUUAUUGUCUUCGAUGGAGAGCCUUCUGUACAAGCUACAGCCAGGAGGCCACAGAGUCUUCAGGAAGGUAUGAAUCGUUUCCUUGAAAUGCUCGAAAUCACAUUCCGUCGAGACACAGAAUCGUACCGACCAAGAAUUAAUAAGAAAGAAUCAAUCAAAGACAUUGAACAGAAGAAGAGCGGCCAGUUUUUCUUCCUCGACGAGGCUUAG